AUGGCUUCGAAUAUUCCUACACGGCGUGUAACGCGGACAACUCGUACGACAACUCUUAAAGAUAACGAGAAUGCCAAUGCUCGUCCAUCGCGUCUUACUGCCCGAGUGAAACCCCCAUCAUCGAAUGGCUCUGCAAAGGCGAACGGUAAUGAUGAGAACAAGGUCAAUCUCGCCGCUCAAGGGAAGAGAAAGCGUGAGGCUCUGGGAGAAGUCACGAGAUUUGUGAACAAGAACAAAACCACUAAUGUUCCAGCUAAGGAAGUCAAAGGGAAGAGGAAAGAAGCUGAUCCCGUCAAGGAGGUUAAGGAGAAAUUUGAUGGCGUCGUGAUCAAGUCAAAACCGUCCCUGGUUGCUGCAGCAAGGCAACCAUUGUGCACUGUCUCAGGUUCUACGACACGUCUUGCCACAAGGAGUACAGUUGUGGCACCUCAAGUGCAGAAUCUGGACAAGGUGAAGGAGGAGUCUGGAAAGGUUGCAGAUGAAGAUGCCAUGGCAAUCGAUGACCAUCCAACUACCAAUGCAGCUCCCUCAGCAGAACCUCAGCCACGCCGGGUCUCGACGAGACGUUCCAACUCGCCUGCCAACUCGGCCCCCGCAAAGCACGAGGAUGACGUCGAGGACAAUCGUGUCUUCAAGAAGCGGCGCACGUCCUCAGACAUCCCUGACGAAGUGAAACUCUUCGAACAAGAACAGUUACAACAGGAAGCCGAAGAAGCUGCUCUUGAAGCUUACGCAGAUAGUGAACCAGAGGCAGAUCCCUACGGUGACCAAUGGGAUGACCUCGAUGCCGAGGAUGCAGACGACCAUUUGAUGGUUAGCGAGUAUGUGAUUGAGAUCUUUAACUACAUGAAAGAGAUCGAGCUUACCACUAUGCCCAACCCGAACUACAUGGAAAGCCAGAAAGAGCUUGCGUGGAAGAUGCGUGGAAUCCUCACUGACUGGCUGGUCCAAGUCCACGUCCGUUUUCGUCUUUUGCCAGAAACGCUGUUCUUGUGCGUUAACCUUAUCGAUCGAUUCCUUUCCGCACGCGUCGUUUCCCUUGCAAAGUUGCAACUAGUCGGUAUCACUUGCCUUUUUGUCGCGGCAAAGGUUGAAGAAAUUGUGGCUCCAUCCGUUGCGCACUUCUUGUACUGUGCCGAUUCUUCGUACACUUAUCUUCGCCAACGUCUCUUGUUGAAAACGGGAGGGCUCUCUGCGAGUUUUGGCGAAUACAACUUUGACCUUUCCGAUAGGAAACUAUUCAAGUUUGCUUUAGAUCCUCCUACUUUAGCGUCGGAGGAACAAGGAAGGCUUGGCUCGUGGGCUCGGGAUCUCAAGGACUGGGGGGCAAGCCCGGGCGUUACGGACUGGGACUACUUCACGCUAGAUGAUUUAUCUAGCUUUGAAAGCACAGACUUUGAAUAUUUGUCUGUUUAUUUUCAUAGUUAUGACCGAAAACGCCCGGGGAAAAUAAACAGACACGAGUCCGAAAUACAAGAUCCUGAACCGCUCACAGAUGAGGCUAGGACUUCUCGAUGUAGAGCUCGAUCUCUUUCACAAGAACCGUCUCCAAAUGAUUUGGUAAGGCCAUCUAAAAGGACCCAUUAUGACAUCUCUCCACUUUUCACAGUGAUACCUCAGGUUCGUGGUCUUUUGGCUUAG
Molecule: messenger RNA, 1641 nt
Organism: Serpula lacrymans var. lacrymans S7.9
Lineage: Eukaryota; Fungi; Basidiomycota; Agaricomycetes; Boletales; Serpulaceae
Exons: 7
Coding region: 1-1641 (546 amino acids)
Biological process (GO): regulation of cyclin-dependent protein serine/threonine kinase activity; G2/M transition of mitotic cell cycle
Cellular component (GO): centrosome; cyclin-dependent protein kinase holoenzyme complex; nucleus
Molecular function (GO): cyclin-dependent protein serine/threonine kinase regulator activity
Source: RefSeq, a predicted model, not a curated record